AAUAAGAUUUUUGCAAUAACUUUAUUAGACGAAAACAAUGAAAUUGUUAAAUUAAACAUAUUCCUACAUAUUUAUUCCUUUAUCAUUUCAGUUCAUUUACAAGUCUAUGCCCAACUAUCGUAUAUUUUAAUUCUAAUACUUUUUAUAAGAUUGAAUGUCUUUUUCUAUUAACAAUUGCUACCAAAUACGUUUCCUCAAUAUCAUUCACCUGCUUUUGAUUCUAAUAAUCAACAAAAUGACGGAUAACGUAAAGAAUCGAUCAAUAAAGUUAGUCUUCUAUGCUUGGCUUGCAGGUCUAAACAUACCCAAAGUGGAGGAGUAUUAAGUAUAUAUUCGGUUAAAACGUUUUUAAAUCGUAGCAGAAUUUGUAUAUAAUAUAACGUUCGGCUGCAAAUAUUCAAUGCAAAGGUGUUUCGAUUUCGAACAAGUUCGUAUGAUAUCAAAGGUGUUGGUGGUCAGUAGUAGUGUUACAGAUAGAUAUCAGCUGUUCUAGUAAAUAAAGAACAUUUCGAUAUGGACAUCGUUGACGAUGUCACGAAAAAUGAAGAAAAUAGCGAAGAGGAUAGCAUCGAAUCAAAAGAUGAAAGCGAUUGUCUGUCGGAUAUAAGCGAAGGAAAUGGUAACUGGUAUUAUAUGCUGGAUUCUGUAUUGUUGAACAUAUUUCAAUAUUUAACACCCAAGGAAUUGACAAUCGCUGGAGAAGUAUGUAAAUCAUGGCACAGAGUAUCACACGACGAAUUUCUUUGGAAAAAUUUGUUCUAUCAAACGUACAAAAUAAAUCCAGACGUCGGCAUAAUGCCAGGAAAGACUUCUUGGUUAGGAGAAUUUAAACGUUUAACAUAUCGUAUACCACUUUUAGAAACAGAAGUACUUAAAGAGCAUUCUCAUCAAGUAUUACAUGUUAGUUUUUCCCACAAUGGGAAAAUGUUUGCUACAUGUUCUAAAGAUGGAUAUAUUUUUGUUUGGGAAAGUCAGUAUCCUGUCACCUUAAAAUACCAUCAUGACAUGAAAACAUUUAGUUGGAAAUAUACACAAUUUUCACAGUUUAACUCUUCUGAUACUUUAUUACUUGUAUCUGGUGUACGUUUUGGAACUCCUCUUUGCACUUCUGGUGAAAUAGCAGUAUUUAGAUUAGCACCUGGUUUUAAUCUCCAAUGUAGAGUUACAAAUAAACCCUAUGACAUAUUUGGUACAUGGUACAGUGAGAAUUAUCUUUUAAGUGGAAAUUUAUGUUGGUUAGCACAUUUAGUUAGUACUAGUCUCUUGUGGAUUAAUAAAGCAACUCAAGAGUCAUUUAGUGAACAUGUACCUAUUAUGGCACCACUUUUUAGGUUUUACAAUGGUAAUGCUUCAUCAAUUCGAACAAUAAUGGUGGCUAAUUGCUUGUCACCUGAACAGAAUGAAUCUGAAGAGCAACAGAAUCAACCUUCAACUUCUAAUGCCAAAGAAGAAAAAGGAAAUCCAUUAAGCCAUAGAGAUAUAUCAUCCACAUCUCCUAUUGAUACUAAUCAAGAACAAGAAGAACCAGUUGUUCUUCGUCAUGCAUCAUCUAGAUUGCAAUACAGCACAUUGGAGGGUGGAUUUAUGAAUUGGAAAAGACUUGGUGAUGGUUUUGAAUAUGCUAAUCCUAUACAAUACAAUCAAGAAUAUAGACAAGUAGAGAUGGAGAAAAAGGUUCAAGAAAAUGAUAGAGAGGAUAAUAGUUCUGAAUGGGAUGACAAUGAAUCUGAAGAGUCGCCAAAUAUAGACGAUACGGUUGAUACUGACGAAUUAGCAAAUAAUGGUGAAAAAUAUCUCAUUUUUACAACCGGAUCAAAAACUUAUACACCGCAUCAAGUGGGUUUCAAGAGAAUAAAAAAGUUCAAAUUUCCUACGAGAUUAGAUCCUGGACCAUCGCUACGCGAAAGAUUAGCGCAAAGAGAAAGAGAACGCGAAAGACAAAAUGCUUUGGCAUUGUUAUAUACUAAUUGGUUGGAUUACAGUUCUGUAGCUGACAAUUUUGACAAAGUAGAUCAUUUAAUUGAUUUGCAUGGGCAUAUUAUAGGAAUGGGACUUUCUCCAGAUCAUAGAUAUCUAUACGUAAACACAAGACCAUGGCCCAGAGGCUAUGUCAUUACGAAUCCGUUACAACCUCCGCCGAUAGCCGAAGAAAUUGAUAUACAUGUAAUUGACUUAGUAACGUUAAAACAAGUUGGAACCAUGUUGAGAGCACACAAGUCAUACACACCGAAUAAUGAAUGUUUCUUUAUUUUUCUUAAUGUAUGCGACGAAUAUGUAGCAAGUGGUGCUGAAGAUAAACAUGGCUAUCUCUGGGACAGACAUUACGGUGUAUGUUUAGCAAAGUUCCCACAUUCAGACGUCGUUAAUUCGGUUGCCUUCAAUCCACGUGAUCCUGAAAUGUUAGUUACAACUAGUGAUGAUUAUACUGUUAAAGUUUGGCGUAGUCGCAAUAUGGUUCGAGCAUUGGGAUUGAACGAAGAUUCUUAUCCUAGAGGUAUGGAAGUAAGGAAUAGACAAAAGUUUCAAAAAAGUAGCAGUAACGUUGAUCCACUAAAAGCCAUUAAUAUUCCCAUUAAAAUAUCUGGUUAAAAUUUUGUGAGGUAUUCUAGCUUCUAUUUAAAUUUAUAAUGAAUUAAUACUUUUACGAAGUCAUACAAAAUUAUAAAUUCUAUUUUUAAUGAAUAUAGAAUAAUGGACAAGUGUAGUUAGAUUUUUGCAAAUUCUGCUCUGUAAUUAUUUUAUUAAUUAAAAAAAGAAUUUAUUAUUUUGUGUAACACUAUCAUUAAAAUUUAAAUAUUUAUAACCUUGUUUUAAUGCACAAGGCUGAUCCAUUUCUGUGAUCUUAUUUUGCUAUCACACCUUUGUACGUACCUAAAAUUAUAAGUCUCAUAAAUAGAUUACUAUAUGUAUAUUUUUAAACUUUCAUAAGGCAUAAAAGUGAGAAUUUUUUACAAUUUUA
This is a messenger RNA of Osmia bicornis bicornis, 2959 nucleotides long. It is a transcript of the gene Fbw5, whose product is annotated as F-box/WD repeat-containing protein 5. The transcript has 9 exons. Gene Ontology annotation, molecular function: protein binding. The coding region runs from base 514 to 2589 and encodes 691 amino acids. Gene Ontology annotation, cellular component: Cul4-RING E3 ubiquitin ligase complex; SCF ubiquitin ligase complex. The record is from RefSeq and is a predicted model, not a curated record. Lineage: Eukaryota; Metazoa; Arthropoda; Insecta; Hymenoptera; Megachilidae. Gene Ontology annotation, biological process: protein ubiquitination.